AUGUGUUUUAAUUCCGUUUAAAUCAUUUCCUUCAUACAAAGCAAAUAUCUACAAUCUUGUUCCAUUACAUCUAUUUUAAUCCACCGUCAGCGCCUUCUCCUGUAAGCUGCAUGUUCAAUAUGGGACCAAAGGUUGAAAGCUAGCGGUAAAACGGAAAUGUCCCAGCAGACGUGAAGGCGCCAUGUAACUGCACAGUCCGCGGCAGCAUCAGGAGCAAACAGCUGCAUCUCAGCGUGGAAAUGUCUGGUGUCUCCGUGGCAGGUGGGUGGAAGAUCAUCGCUCCUCCUGCGUCUGUCUCUCUGUGGACGCGUGUUUUUCUCCGUGUCUGUUUGCUGCGCAGUCCACUGAGCUGCUUUUAAACAGAAAGGCAGAAAGGAGAAAGUGACAGGAAGAAAGGAUGGACUCGAUCUCUAUGAAGGGGUGUAGCAGAAGACCUGUGUUUCUCACAGCCUCUUCCUCACACCUCAGUCACCCGGCGACCUGCAUGUUUCACUGUGGUGUUAGCAACACACCUGCAGAUUCAGGACCUUCCUGCCUGGUCCCUACCACUGUGGCUGUCCUUGGAUCAGGUGACUUCUCCAGGGGCAUCACCAUUCGCCUACUUCGCAGUGGCUUCAGGGUGGUGGUGGGCAGCCGCCAUCCCAAACUGGCCUCUCAUUCCUUUCCCCAUGUGGUGGAUGUGUCACACUAUGAAGAUGCCAUCAGGAAAUCUAACAUCGUGUUCCUGGCUAUCCAUCGGGAGCACUACUCUGUGUUAUGGGACCUUAAGCAUCUCAUGGCAGGGAAGGUCCUUGUUGAUGUGAGUAACAAUCGGAAACUAAACCAGUAUCCAGAAUCUAAUGCGGAGUAUCUGGCCUCACUGCUGCCAGACUCUGCUGUGGUUAAAGGCUUCAACGUCAUCUCAGCCUGGGCCAUGCAGCAGAGCUACCCCAAAGAUGCCAGCGCCCAGGUGUUCAUCUGCAGUGACUCAAUAGAGGCUCGUCAGCUGAUCUUGGAAUUGGCCCGCCAGCUCAACUUCCAGCCCGUGGAUAUGGGCCCCCUGUCUUUGUCUCGUUACAUCGAGAAUAUCCCUAUCCAGUUAUUCCCUGGUUGGAAGGGCCCCGUCCUUGCUGCCGUUGCUCUCUCCAUCUUCUUUUUUGGUUAUUCUUUUAUACGUGAUAUAAUCCACCCAUAUGUGCAGCACAAGCAGAGUGACUUCUACAAGAUUCCCAUAGAGAUAGUGAAUCACACCUUGCCCACUGUUGCCAUCACUCUCUUGGCCCUGGUGUACCUGGCUGGCCAGCUGGCAGCUGCGCACCAGCUUUACUAUGGAACCAAGUACAAGCAGUUCCCUCAUUGGUUGGAAGGCUGGCUGCAGAGCAGGAAACAGUUAGGUCUGAUUAGCUUUUUCCUGGCUGCUGUCCACGUUCUCUACAGCCUCUGUCUGCCACUGAGAAGGUCUGAGAAGUACCUGCUGCUCAAUGCUGCCUACCAGCAGAUUCAUGCUAAUAUGGAAAAUUCGUGGAACGAGGAGGAAGUUUGGCGGGUGGAGAUGUACGUUUCCUUUGGGAUCAUGAGUUUUGGGCUCAUGUCCUUCCUGGCCGUCACCUCCAUUCCUUCUAUCAGCAACUCUCUCAACUGGCGGGAGUUCAGCUUUAUCCAGUCCACCCUGGGUUACAUCGCCCUUCUCAUCGCCACAUUCCAUGGCCUGCUCUUUGGCUGGAAACGGGCCUUUGAUGAAGACGCCUACCGCUUCUACCUGCCCCCCAGCUUUGUGGUGUCCCUGGCUCUGCCUGUCUGCGUCAUACUGGGAAAGGUUCUAAUGCUGCUUCCUUGUGUAGGCCACAAGCUUCACCAGAUUCGCAAGGGCCUGGACACCAGUCCUUACAAGGGCCGGCGCCUGGAACCAGUUGGCUCAGCAGCAAAUAUUUUACCAGAGAGAGUUACUAUUAUGUGAUUCACUCCAAUUCUUUGCUAAUUAAUGUCAAUAAAUACUGUGAUUUUAGCUCUAAGAACAUAUGUAUCAGUCAUUCUCUCAACAGUUUUGCAUACUUGUGUGCAGUGGACCUGUGUACCUUUAUUUAUUCCAUUGCUACUGACCGUGUUACAGUUUUUCCCAAUUAAGCUGUAAGAUGGAAUAAACAUCCUGUCAGUUUAA
Molecule: messenger RNA, 2137 nt
Organism: Girardinichthys multiradiatus
Lineage: Eukaryota; Metazoa; Chordata; Actinopteri; Cyprinodontiformes; Goodeidae
Gene: steap2
Product: STEAP family member 2, metalloreductase
Exons: 6
Coding region: 398-1936 (512 amino acids)
Biological process (GO): copper ion import
Cellular component (GO): endosome; plasma membrane
Molecular function (GO): cupric reductase (NADH) activity; ferric-chelate reductase (NADPH) activity
Source: RefSeq, a predicted model, not a curated record